AUGAUCCAAAUCAUGUGGUAUAGAAAGCGCCAUAUCGGAGUCUUUAGGCUUAAACCUCGUAAGAUUUCCACUACGGAAGUGGCUAUGGCCGUCAUAGUAAUAUGCUGUUUCGCUUCAAUUCACCCGAGAAGUUCUUAUACCGAUUUUUCAGGCUCAGCUGUAGCGAGACAUUGGGCGUUCGGUUCGUCGACACCUCGAGAUCUCGCCCACAUGACGGCCAUUUCCACUGCACAACGCAUCUAUGACGCUAAAUCGCCGAAAAAAAGCACAACAUCACCGGAGUUCACAACUCCAGUGCGCAAACGUAGUACAACAGCUGUACAAACGAUCAUAGAGACGGUUUCCAACUAA
Angiostrongylus costaricensis is the source of this 351-nucleotide messenger RNA. The record is from the annotation of a GenBank genome assembly. Lineage: Eukaryota; Metazoa; Nematoda; Chromadorea; Rhabditida; Metastrongylidae.